AUGGGAAACAACCCCUCCAAAAGCCCGCCAGAAGAGCUGGCAACUCCCACACCGGGCGCUCACAACUCCUCUGGCAAUGAGCGAAAAGUCAACAGGCGGAGGUCCAUCAAUGCGCUCUCCGGCACAAAAGCAACCGCUGCCGACCCGUCGGCUUCCAGGGAAAGCGCUACGGGCCAGUCCGCGUCUCACAGACAGCCUCCAGUGCAGCAGCGUCUCCAGUCGCGCAACGUGCCCAGCACAGCUCAACGCGUCCAAGAGCUUCCAGAGAGACCCAGUGGAAGAAGACCAGAUGGCCGGUAUCAUCCCUCGGCUGCUGUCGAAACCUCGAGUCCCGUACAAGUGCCUUCGACAUCCGGCCGGCCGACUACUAAGCGGGAUGCUGGAUAUGCGCCAACAGCCCCGUCAGCUAAUCCAUUAAACACAUACUAUGGAUCGUCUCACCUUCAACGCCCACCUCGUUUGCCUCUGCCUAUUGGGGAUGCAACCGCCACCCCGGGCUCGCCAAUUAUCGCUCCGGUAGACCUGCAGACCGACACAGUGCCUUAUGAAGACCUAGAUAACCAGGUUCCUCGAGCUUCGAUCUCAUUAGAUGACCCCCAUGUAGAUGAGGAUGAAGUAGAAGAUGAGCUGCAGUCAUAUGCCAUGGUCGGACCCGGCAAAGCCGUACCAACCAUCAUCGAAUGGAAAGCAGCUGGAGAGCGGGUCUAUGUGACCGGCACAUUCGUGAAUUGGGAAAAGAAAUUUAGGCUACACAAGAGUGAAACGGAACCGGGCAUCAUGUCUACCACCUUGCAUCUUCGACCGGGAACCCACCAUCUCAAGUUCAUCGUUGAUGGAGACAUGAGGGCGUCGGAAAAUCUCCCUACCGCUGUUGAUUUCACGAAUCAUCUUGUCAAUUACAUUGAAGUCGUUGCAGAUGAAACCCAGGGCCAGAGGUCACGUCGCGAGAGUGACCGGGCUAUGAAAGCCUUGGUGCCCCCUGGCGUCCACCCACCUCAGGUGCUACCCGAUACGAUAAGAAGCAAGUCAACACAAGACAACAUUUAUGCCUCAGACGAGGAAGGGGAAGAGCCGGAGGAGGAGAUCCCUGUAGGCGACUUCCGUCAUACCCUUCCGCAGUUCCUUGUAGAUAUCGACAGAGAAGAUGAAGGGGCCGAGUAUCAAAGGGCCGCAAAUGUCAUAGCCGACACCUCCACGCCGCCAACUCUUCCUCUCUUUUUGGGACGGUCGAUUUUGAACGGCACGACCCCUAUGAAAGACGACAAUAGUGUUUUGAACUAUCCGAACCACACAGUCUUGAACCAUCUUGCGACGAGCAGCAUAAAAAACGGAGUGUUAGCCACCAGUGUAACUACUCGAUACAAACGAAAGUAUGUCACUACUAUUCUAUACAAACCGACACCAGAUGCAGUAGAAUAA
Molecule: messenger RNA, 1419 nt
Organism: Talaromyces proteolyticus
Lineage: Eukaryota; Fungi; Ascomycota; Eurotiomycetes; Eurotiales; Trichocomaceae
Product: putative Snf1 kinase complex beta-subunit Gal83
Exons: 3
Coding region: 1-1419 (472 amino acids)
Biological process (GO): signal transduction
Cellular component (GO): nucleotide-activated protein kinase complex; cytoplasm; nucleus
Molecular function (GO): protein kinase binding
Source: RefSeq, a predicted model, not a curated record